AUGCAGUUCGACCAUUUGUCUCUCGGGGCCGUGAGGGAAUCACUGCUGAGGGGCUGCAACGUGUUUGUACACUGCGAGAAGGGCAUAUCGCGUUCUGUGGCAGUUUGCAUGGCCUAUUUAAUCAUUUAUGAAGGCCACACUUUCCGUUCUUCUUACUUGGCAGUUCGCCGCAACCGCCCCAUAGCUAGACCCAACGUGGGCUUCAUUCAGCAGCUGCUGGAGCUGGAGGCCCGCAUGGGGGCCCCCGGGGGCCCCCGAGGGUCCAGUCGGAGGGGCCCCCAGCAGCCAGCAGCCAGUGCCUUUGCCCGCGGCCAGCGGGAGGCCCCCAAGCAAGCCAGGCAGCGCGAAGCAGCUGCUGCUGCGCAGGCCAGGGGCCCCCAAGGGGGGCCCCCCGACACCCGCAGCGCAGCUGGUGCAGCCCCCAGCAG
Messenger RNA from Eimeria tenella, 428 nucleotides. RefSeq names its product dual-specificity phosphatase, catalytic domain-containing protein, putative. The annotation marks the transcript as partial. The transcript has 3 exons. NCBI's taxonomy places the organism in Eukaryota, Apicomplexa, Conoidasida, Eucoccidiorida, Eimeriidae. Gene Ontology annotation, biological process: protein dephosphorylation. Gene Ontology annotation, molecular function: protein tyrosine/serine/threonine phosphatase activity. The record is from RefSeq and is a predicted model, not a curated record. Gene Ontology annotation, cellular component: cytoplasm.